AUGAAUUGUAGCUCAUAUCGCAACCACUCAGAGGGCCUGCGACCCUCACCACUGGGCUGCACCGAGGACCGCAAGUGGCACCUCUUCAUACUUUCAAGCAUCUUCGUUCACAUCGCUGGAAUUUCUACUGUUCUUCUUGUGCGCCUAAUUCUAUGGACCUAUCACAAGAUCCAAUUUCCAAAAUACCAUAGGCAUCGAGAUACGUGUCGGGCUCGAAAAACGAAAAAUCGCAGUCUUUCCCAUCGUUCCAGUUUUGGGGAAAUAGGCACUCAGUUGAAGGAAUGUCUGGGCGACUCUCUCUCGGGUCAGCGAAUAAGUGGCCGCACUAUUCACAUUGUCAUCUUCAUCAUGAAUGCAGCGGCGUUUAUAAUCUACUCUCUCGACGCCAACCAACUGCACUACGAGCUGUGUCGAAAGGGUCUGGAAGUGUGUGUUCCCAUUUCUGAUGAUCCCCUUCAAAAGGUGGAUCUCGUUUUCAACGUGAUAUUUCUUUGCUACUUCAUCAGUCGAUUUAUUGUCUCAGAUGAUAGAUUGUUAUUUUGGUUUGAGCUUUAUUCCCUUGUUGAUAUCUUCACCAUUCCUCCUGCUCUCCUCUCACUCUACCUCCGGCGUCAUUGGCUUGGUCUACGAUUCGCGCGGUGCCUCGGUUUUCUCAGCUUAACAGACGUACUCCAGUAUCUAAACAUAAUAAAAUCCAGCACAGCUAUUCGACUCUCCUAUCUCGUCACCUUCUUCGCUGGAUUCGUAAUAUCCGCUGCUGGUUUCAUCCACCUCGUGGAGAAUUCCGGUGACCCACCUCUCUACGCAAAUCAGCAGAAUUUCACCUACUUCGAGUGCCUCUAUCUGACAAUAGUGACAAUGACAACUGUGGGAUAUGGUGAUUUCACGUGUCAGACGACCACUGGGAGGGCCUUCAUGGUGGUAUUCAUCCUCGGAGCGCUGGCUGUGUUUGCAAAUGCUGUUCCAGAAAUUGCUGAUAUCCUUGACUCCCGGACGAAGUAUGGGGGCACAUAUGUGACCAGGCUGGGGAAACCUCAUCUCAUUCUUUGCGGACACAUCACUUUUAAUAGUGUCAAAAAUUUCCUCUCUGACUUUCUUCAUAAAGACCGCGAAGACGUAGUCACUCAAAUCGUCAUUCUCGACCAAAGAGCGCCGAAUUUAGAGAUGGAGGGCCUUUUGAAACGAUACGAAAAUCAGGUCCACUACUUUCAGGUCAGCACUGGCAUAAUUUAA
Messenger RNA from Rodentolepis nana, 1233 nucleotides. Lineage: Eukaryota; Metazoa; Platyhelminthes; Cestoda; Cyclophyllidea; Hymenolepididae. The record is from the annotation of a GenBank genome assembly.